Molecule: messenger RNA, 3548 nt
Organism: Orbicella faveolata
Lineage: Eukaryota; Metazoa; Cnidaria; Anthozoa; Scleractinia; Merulinidae
Product: neuronal acetylcholine receptor subunit alpha-10-like
Biological process (GO): monoatomic ion transmembrane transport
Cellular component (GO): postsynaptic membrane
Molecular function (GO): transmembrane signaling receptor activity; acetylcholine-gated monoatomic cation-selective channel activity
Source: RefSeq, a predicted model, not a curated record
AUGGUCAGGCGCUACGAGACCGCGAUAACAUAUUGGUCAAGAGAGCCAAGAAGAAUGAAUAUGUUGUCAUUUAGAAGUUUGGUUCUCGCUGUACUCCUUUCUUUUAAAGAAGCUACUGACGCACAAUACGAUAAAUUUGUCAGCCUUUGGUAUAAUUAUCCCACUCAUCUUUACUUGCCAAUUGCCGCUACCGUUGCUUGUUAUUUUGUCUUCAUUUGCAGCGAGCCUACCAUAGAAUCUUGUUUGUGUUUAGAAAAAUGUUGCCAGUCACUGUUUGUAAUUUAUUUCUCAGUUGUAAGAAUAGUAGCAAAGAACCUUACAGAUGAAGAGCGACUGAUCAAAGAUCUGUUUGCAAACUACACAAAGUCCGCAAGACCAGUGGUGAACCCCACAGACAAAAUUGAAGUUAUAUUUGGAUUUGAACUUGUCCAGUUGGUAAAUGUGGAUGACCGAAAUCAAAUGAUCACUACCAAUGUUUGGGUUCGCCAGAUUUGGGAUAAUAAGUUACUAACAUGGGACCCGGAUAAAUACAGCGGCAUUGAGACGGUCAGACUCGAUGCAUCCCUGGUCUGGAUCCCGGAUAUUGUACUCUAUAACAGCGCCGAUAGUGAAUUUAGUGGUGGUACUGAUAAGUACAAGACUCCUGUGAUUUUGUCGAGCUCCGGGAGAUGUAGUUGGUUUUGCCCGGCGUCCUUUACCAGCACUUGCCCGAUAGAUGUGCAGUAUUUUCCAUUUGAUCGACAGAAAUGUAUUCUGAAGUUUGGCUCGUGGACAUACGAGGUAACAGACCUCGACAUGAGAGAAGAAAACGGCUCCUCCAAAUCCCAAUACAUAGAAAGUGCAGAGUGGAAUCUUAAUGAUGUCAAGAAACAAAGAAACGCCAAAAAGUAUACAUGCUGCGAAAACAAGUUAGCUGAUAUCAGUAUAACUAUUGUGAUGGAUAGAAAACCUCUCUUCUAUCUCUUCAACCUUGUUAUCCCUUGCCUAAUAAUCCUGUCUAUGAUCCUCUUGGGUUUCUUCCUACCCCCAGAGUCGGGUGAGAGGAUCACGCUCAGUAUAACUGUCCUUUUAGCUAUGGCUGUGUUCCUUCAGCUGGUUGGAGAGAGCCUGCCUCGGAACUCCGAGAAGGUUCCUUUACUAGGCAAGUUCUACAUCACCAUCAUGGCGGAAAUUUCCAUCUCGCUGAUGCUUACCUGCUGGGUUCUGAACAUUCACUAUCAUGGAUCCGGAAAUUCGGCCAAGGCAGUUCCGCUCUGGGCCCGCAUCGUUGUGCUACAAUGGCUGGGGUAUUUGCUCUGUGUUGGAAAGCCCGACGGCAGCUCCCCUGAAAUACCCAAUACUGAUCUCAGAUACCACCAGGACGACGGCAGGAGGAAAGGAGCACCGUUUGCACUCGACUGGGAAACUACCUUUGCGCCAGCCGCUAACUGUCACUGUACGAGGUGUAUAAACGCAAGAGGUGCUCUGCACUUCAAUGGAGAAAGAAGCCCGGACGAAUCCAGACUGAUAGAGGUGCGAUACACCGGAGAAUCGUCUCCAAUUGAUUUUCCCGCCGAGCCACGGCGAGAAAAAGCGAAGGAUCCUAAACUUUCCGAGGAAAUAAGCGUGCUUGCAAAUAGCAUUCGGGAGCGUGAGAAGGUUGAGAAAAAUCAAGAAGACUGGAAAUACUUCGCCAUGGUAAUGGACCGGUUCUUCUUCUGGUUUUACUCCAUGACCAUCGUUAUCUCGACGUUGACCAUCUUCCUAAGCCGAACCCAUGAAACAUGAAACAUGACAAAACAUGAAAGCAAUGGAGACCAUGGCCUGUUUUAGUUAGGAACAUAUUUCCCUUUAUCAGGCAAUCUACGGCAGAUAUUAAACCUCCUGUGGAAACGUUGGAUUGUGUGAAGUAUGGAAUUUGUACUCCAUAAAAACUGACGACUUUUAUCCGACACAGUUUCACGUGUAAGUUACUCGCGGCAGGUAUAAAUGGUUUUGUCUAAACAACCCUUAACUUUGCAUCGACAAACGUAUUUGAAAUUUAACCAUUUUAGGGCAGAAGGUAUGCUUGGAAGUUUCGUAUAAUUCUUACAAGUAAUUAUUUCAAACAUUCCUGAAUUGCGCCUUGCCGCAAAAGGGGUUUAAAAGUACUAUACAAGUCAGUUUAUAAGCACACUGGUAUACUUAAUUCACUGCAGCCCGGCGUUAUUUGUGACAAAGAUACAUAAUGAAGGUAGCGAACGGGUUAAAAACUCUCAGAUACAAAUCUAUAAAUGUAGGGUUUCUUUUCUUCCCCUGGGGCGACAGUUGAGAACAUCUAUAGAUUUGAUUUGAUGCCAAAACAUUCUUUGUGUCAGAUGAGUUUCAACUUUUUCAUAAGCAGUAGUGCCUGCUAGAUCGGCAAUUUUUGGUUGGGGGAAAAAGCGUCUACAUUUGCAUUCUAUAUAGCUACACAUAUAAGUAUAUUAUAACAUUUUAUUGGCUUAUAUAAUUAGGGCGGCCCAUUUGUUAUAUUUAAACGUUACAUGAAAUGGGAUGGGGCACUGGGUAUGGCUUUCAGGUAAAACCCCAAAAAUGUUUAAGAGAAAGUAGGUACUUAAGCUAGUAAGUUAAAUGCUCCACCAGGUUAAGUCCGUUAAAUGAUCAGUGCGAACUAGAGCAGCGGGGUGGGGGGACUCAAGUCUGUCCAGCAGAGUCUUGUGUUACAUUCUCGUUAAAGGCAGCUACGUUCGCAGUUUCUCUGCCUAUCCACGAUUAUGAAUUGUUGAGCAAACUGAUAUAACGCUGGGUGGGUAACCUGCAAUGAAUACUCAUCCAGGGAGUAGCAAUAAUCUCAGUGGCCUCUCGUCACCGAAACUGAAUUCACUGAGAGUUUGCAGUGUAACUCACAUCUUCGCAUCACAUACUUAACUAACCUUAUUCGAAGUUUUAAGACGUUUAAUUGUUGCAAGAGACCGCUAUUUCGGAAAAGGUUGUCCGAAGGAAGCGAAAAUAUCGCCCGCAAUAAUGCCGAAAGGUCAUCUAAGUUAUGAUAAAUAAAUUGUAAACCUCUUUAAAUAACUGCCCGGUACAUGCGAUGGGUCGAUGCUACAGUAAAUGCCUGCGUGAAGAGAAAUGUGGAUAAAGGAGACUUUAGGAUGCAUUGCUGAUGAAACCAUUUGAACGCACGAUCAAAGAACAGUGAACAACCAAUAUUACCUAAACUCAUACUACUUUUCGGCAUUGCUGCGUACGCUUCUAAUAAAACAACCUUUCUCCAAGCAACUGUUUAUGAAAUUGUGGAUAGUUAUCUGUACUCUAAGUGUAAAGGCCAUCGCGCGCGGUAACCGUCCCGCGAUAAAGGCUCUAAUGGUAAUGGGCUCCUGGCUCUAAUUCUUACAUCGCUGGAUCACGACGCCGUCUCCUUGACCCCACCGCGAUUUUGCCACAUUCCACUGCCCCUCCCCCCCUUUUGAGUGCCUCCUGAGGGGCAUCUCUUCCGCUCCAUUGAUUUGAACAUUACUGAUCUCAAGAAUGAAUAUAGUACUUAAAGGAGCUACGACACGGUUUGCGCAUCUUGAAAAGUUUAG